AUGGCAACAUCAUUAGCAAAUCGAGUUAUAUCUUACUUUUUUAUAUUCGAUUUUUACCAUGUAAAAGGAUCAACAGACGAAAUUGAUCUUCUUCAAGAAUCAAUUAUUUAUUUUUAUCCACGGAAAGAAGACUUAAUGAGACAAAUUUAUCCAGAUAUUAAACUACUCCACAAGUAUCUUAAACAAACAUUAACACCAAUCACAGAAUAUAUAUUUAAUGAAAAUCGUUCAAUAAAAAAUCUUUUUUCAACUAUUGAUUAUGCACCAUUAAAAGAAAAUAAUCGUCAAUAUUUAUUAUAUAUUAAACACCUUUUAAAUCAUUUACAAUCAAAAUAUGAAAUUAAAGAUGGACUUUUUGCCUAUGAAAAAAGAAUAUUAUAUUCAACUUUGGAUAGUGAUACAACAUUUUAUUUACAAGCAAAUGAAAUAUAUAUUCCAUUAGGACCAGAAAUGAAAUUAAAAAAUGGUGUAUCACUUAUUCGAAUAUAUAUUCGUCGAUCAUUGAGUCUUCAACCAGUUUUCAAUGAUAUAAAUGCCAAAACUAAACCAGAUUGUAACCCUCAAAUAUCAUCAAAACCUAUUAAUAUAAUUAUGCCUUUAUUAUUCGAGAAAAAUGAAACAUCUUCAGUAAAUUUUGAUUCCAAUAGUAUGGGUGAUUCACUAUCUACUGGCAUUCGAGGACAAUUUAGUCCGGUUAUUCAAGAAUAUUCAUCUGAUUCAUUAGGAGAAACAACAAGUUUCGAUGCUGAUCGAACAGAAGAUAUUUCAUCUCCUAAGAAAACUGAAAUAAAUAGUAAUGUAUCAUCUGUGUAUAACAAAGAAUCUGCAUCAAUUCAACAAUUUUCAAAAGAUGAAUCCCAUCCAAUAUUUUCAUCUAAAUCACUGAAUGAGUUAUUAUUUGAUAGUCAACAAAGAAGAUAUCAAUAUGAACGAUCGUAUUCUGUAGCAUCUCUAAGAACAGAUAAAGAAUCACUAAGUUUCAAUGAUUCAAUUGAUAAAGUUACAAUUGUACCCGUAGAAAAAGAUGAUUAUGAAACUGAUUGUACUCAAGAAGAUAUAAUUUGUUUACCUCCUAUGUCAUCAUUUUCAAAUUUUCAUCGAACAAGACAAAGAACUAUAUCAAAUUCAUUGGAUUUCAAUGAUGUUGAACAUAAUGAUAGUGAUCAUUAUGAACGACAUACUAAAUGGGGAGAUAUACCAGAAAAAAAUGAUGAAACUGAACAUGAUGAAGUAAUACUCUAUGUUCAACGAAAUUCACGUAUGACUUUUGCAGGAAUACUGGAAAAAAAUUUAUUAUCAGAAGAAUAUCUUCAAAAAUUGUGGUGUUUAAUGGUGACCAAAAUGGCAGAUAUGGAUAGAGAAAUUCAAGUUAUUCCAACUGCUGGAGAAAUUAGUAAACACUAUAGUGAUAGUAAAUUUCAGUUUAAUGACAAUACUCGUCAAGCUCAAUUUGAACGAUUAUUGGAUACAAAUCGUUAUUACUAUAAAACACCUUCUUCUGAUCAUGCAUGUAUGGCAGUUAGUGCUCGCACAAAAUUGAGUCAAAAUUCAGAACGAAAAAUGAUUGGACUUUCAGUAAUGGAUCUUACAGGUAAACAUGAAGUAAAUUUAAAAGAUCGCUUCGAAAAACAAAUAAGUGAUUAUGUUAAAAUAAAUUUAAAUGAAAAAGAAAAUAAUACAAUCAAUAUUCAUAAUUUAUUACCAGGUCGCUAUGAAAUAUGUGUGAAUUUUUUAAGUAAUAAAAAUAAAAAUUUUUAUUAUCGUUCAUCAACUAGUUGUUUAUAUGUACCAUGGAAUACACGUGAAUAUGAACAAAAUCAAGCAAAUCUUAUGCAAGUUUUACUUAUUAUUAAUGAUAUGGACGAAAAAGAUGAAGUUACGAAUAAUACUGAACAUGCUAGAUUACUUGUUAAUAAACAUUUUGUACAGGAUGUUAAUCCAUUUGAAUCAUUAGUUCGAAAACGUAUUCAUCAACGUUAUGCUCACCGACCACCUGAUACGAAUGAUAUGUGA
This is a messenger RNA of Rotaria sp. Silwood1, 2013 nucleotides long. Lineage: Eukaryota; Metazoa; Rotifera; Eurotatoria; Philodinida; Philodinidae. The record is from the annotation of a GenBank genome assembly.